CUUUGAUCCUUCCCUUCUCCCUCUCAUCUUCACGAUAGCUUGACUUUUGUGUGGCGCUGAGAAACAUGGCGGUCCCGUCCACGUACGACGAGGUGAAACUUCAUCUCCAACAAGUUCAACGCGACCCCACCAUCAGUCUAGACCAGGACCUGUUGGACAAGCUGAAAAUAGAGCUUACGGAGACGACGGAUCGCAGGGUUCCUGCAACACUCCUGGCAGAGAUCGCUCACUUACUUCCCGUUCUUCAGGAGGAUCCGGAGCCGGUUACAAAGCUGGGUAUCAAGGCCAGCACGUAUUUUAGCUUCUCGGACCUCCGCUCCCUCGACCCACCGAUCAACUUUAUCGCGGGGUUCAAGGCCCCGUCGCCCCCGAUCAACCUGUUAGUGCUAUCGCUGUUGAGGAAAGCAGAGCGGCUUCCUAGCGAUACGGCCAUAGUUUCUGGUGAUUCGGAGCUGGUGGUGUCACUGGUGGAGCUCUGGUUGACGACCGAUUCAACGGCCGUUGCGCAGGCUGCUUUGGAUACCAUAUGGGCAUUGUUGGAGGUCGAUCUGGCAAACUCGGUCGAGAACGGUGGCCAUGAUCAAUCUAACGAUGAGAGGGGUAACGGUCUCAUGUGGCGGAGGAUGUUCACAGAUAAAGACGUCUAUGGACGCUUCUUCUCCUUGUGUAGCCUCGCGGGCAAUGCGAAACGCGAGACGACGUUGGCCCAAGGGCGGCUGAUGGCCUUCUUGGUGAAAGUAGGCCGGAUACGGUGGGAUGUGAUCUCAACCUCGCAGGUGCCCGAAGUCGAAGCGAAGUACAAGUGUGAAAGUCUCCUGCAAUUUGCGGCUCGCGAGAUGGUGGACAAGAGUGAUGUUUUGAUGCAUAUGACCUUGCUAAACUUCUUCCAUGAUCUCCUCGAGAUCGAUGCUCCGGGUUUGACGAUUCGGACUUUCGUACACUCGGCCUCCACAUUUUCCUCCCCGGCUCUCGAUUUCUUGAUCGCGCACAACGUGCAUUCGUCGUUGCUGAACUGCUACCUGGAUGAGUCAAAAUUGGAUCCCGUGGAUCUGGCGUACCUGCCGGGGCCGAUCAUGGCUUAUGUGGCCCAGUACGCGGAUUUAUAUCCUAACCACUUUCUGAAGAACCCCAAGAGUUUAUUAGAUCAGAUAAUAUCGCGAAUCUCCGCGUCUCUGGCCAUCUCGUCCUCCCAAUGGGCCCAUGGGCCAGCCCCGAGCGGUCAGCUUAACGUCCUGUCUUGCAUCCCUCGUGUUCUAUUGAUAGAGGCCAGUAAGGACGGCCGCAACCCCGUUACGUCGCUCCCUGUCCGUCCACCGAACAAGGAGGUCAUCGAUACUCUGGCCAAGAUCUUGCACGGACCACCGAAGCCGGAGGGAGCGGAUACGAUGAAGCUCAACAUGUUUGGCCAGGCGCCCACGGACUGGCAUAAAGAAGCCGCGAGCGCGCGCGUGUUGUACUACAUGUAUCUGAAUAGCCGACCUGACUUAUGGGCUGACAUUGUCGCCCCGGCUGACACAGUGGCCAUGAAAGAUGUUUCUUUGGCAGCCAUUUCCUUCAUGAAAGCCAUCGUGACCGCCAAUUGGCACGACUUGACUCCCGAGGUGACGGCAUCGGGCUCGGACACGUCGCGGUACCAGCUCCCCUCCGAGGAAUCUCUGGGUAGCACAUCACCCGCGAUGCAGGGGGCACUCCCAUCCACGGGUGCCUGGGCCGUUCUUACUCCUCCCGCGCUGACCACCUUGCUCCCCUAUCUGUUCAAGCCACCGCGCUCGUACGCCGAGUUCGUGGGCGGCGGGGCUGGGGAUUCUCAAAACGCUGUCUGGAAGAUUGCCACCGCCAAAUAUGACGUCUUAGCCGCGUUACACGGCCGCCUACAAGAAAUAGGAGGAGAAAUGGCCGGAUUUGAGGAUAUUGUUCGGACCCUCGGCCAACGGGUGAACGAUGGGCCAUGGGGACCUGUGUCACAGACCGAAACGCGGGUUGAAGCCAUGGGAAUGUGAGCACACCAG
This is a messenger RNA of Aspergillus candidus, 2009 nucleotides long. RefSeq lists its product as uncharacterized. NCBI's taxonomy places the organism in Eukaryota, Fungi, Ascomycota, Eurotiomycetes, Eurotiales, Aspergillaceae. The coding region runs from base 66 to 2000 and encodes 644 amino acids. The transcript has a single exon. The record is from RefSeq and is a predicted model, not a curated record.